Molecule: messenger RNA, 744 nt
Organism: Dentiscutata erythropus
Lineage: Eukaryota; Fungi; Glomeromycota; Glomeromycetes; Diversisporales; Gigasporaceae
Source: the annotation of a GenBank genome assembly
AUGCAAUUAUACGGGCUUAUUUGUAUUAUAGAAGAUCGUGAAAAACCUGUUCCUUUGCAAAAUGUUUCGGUUGAAGCGAAUAUCGUUGAUAUGAUAGCUGAAACAACGGUUUGUCAGACCUAUAAAAACGUUGAACAAAAUACGAUUGAAGCAAUUUAUAAAUUUCCACUUCAUGAGGCUGCAGCGGUAUGUGGAUUUGAAGCCGAAAUUGAUGGAAAGAAAAAAGUUAAAGGAAUAGUUAAAGAAGCAAAGGAAGCUGCAAAAGAAUACGAUGAGGCUAUUCAACAAGGCCAUGGGGCUUAUCUGCUCGAAGAACAACUCGCAGAUAUUUUCCAAUGCUCCAUUGGUAAUAUCACAGCAGGUCAAACUGUUGUUAUCAGAAUUACCUAUGUAACCGAACUAAAACAUGAUGCUGAUACUGAAAGUAUUCGAUUUGUUUUUCCUACCGCAAUUGCUCCACGAUAUGGUUCAUCCGAAUAUUCUACUUCAAAUGAUGGAAAGAAACUUGUUCCUGAUGUAGUAUCUUAUUCCAACAAGACUGAUUACUAUUUAAAGCUUGCUAUUAUGUGCAGAAUGACUUCUGCUAUUCAAAGCAUCGAAUCACCAUCUCAUCAUAUUUCAUCCGAGUUAAAUAUUGAUGGCAAUCCAAAUGUUUCGCAAAUUACUCUAGCUGAACAAAUUACUUAUUUGGAAAAAGACUUUAUACUUGUUGUCAAAAGUUCGGGUCUCAAUCAGCCAAGGUAA